AUGGCAAUUAUAGGGAAGCCAUUAUAUGGCACAAAUGGAGAUAUGUUACAUGAUGGGAAGUAUGGCAUCUUCCCAUUCACUAUCCAGCAAGUAGCACAGAAGUCAAGUAUGAAAAGAGCAAGAGGGACUAUGGAAACAAAGGCACUCCAGAACAUAAACAGAGAAGUUACCAGAGAGAUGAUGCUAACAAAGGUCAUUCCAGCAAUCAUGUCAAAAUGGCCUGAAGGUCUGCCCAAGGAUGUGGUCAUCCAAUGGGACAAUGCAAGGCCUCACCAAGUUCCUACAGAUGAUGAGUUUCUGGCAGCAACAAUAGCUAAUGGCUUUAACAUUCAAUUUGUUUUUCAGCCAGCACAGUCACCUGAUUUGAAUGUCCUUGACUUAGGGCUUUUUAGGUCUAUACAAUCUUUGCAAUAUCAAUCUUUUCCUAGGGACUUAGAGGAGCUGGUUGAAAAGGUCAAACAGUCUUAUGACACAUUCAACCCCCAUGUUAACAAGUACAUCUGGGUUACAUUGCAAAAAUGCAUGAUUAAGAUACUCAAGGAAGAAGGUGGUAACAAGUACAAAAUACCGCAUAUGAACAAAAAAAGGCUGGAAAACUUUGGCAAUCUUCCAGAUUUGGUAGAGGUCCAGAAAGAGGUAGUAUUCGAGGCUGUGGAGUACCUAAACACUAUGUUUAAGCCAGCAAAUCAGGGCACUGAAGAAGUCACAGAAGAUUUGGAGGUGGAUGUAGAUUAG
Messenger RNA from Chenopodium quinoa (quinoa), 735 nucleotides. RefSeq lists its product as uncharacterized. NCBI's taxonomy places the organism in Eukaryota, Viridiplantae, Streptophyta, Magnoliopsida, Caryophyllales, Amaranthaceae. The record is from RefSeq and is a predicted model, not a curated record. Gene Ontology annotation, molecular function: nucleic acid binding. Bases 1 to 735 code for a protein of 244 amino acids. The transcript has a single exon.